AUGAAAUCCAUCCUCCUCUAUGGCCACCACGCAGGCCCCAACCCGAAAAAGGUGGUGAUGGUCAUGGAAGAACUCAGAAUUCCGUACGAAAUCAAGGUCCUGGAAUUUCCGGAGAUGAAACAGCCCGCCUACGAAAAUAUCAACCCCAACGGACGAGUCCCCGCAAUCGAAGACCCUAACACGGGAAUCACUUUAUGGGAGUCUGGAGCAAUCAUCGAAUACUUGGUGGAGAAAUACGAUAAGAACAGGGUGAUCAGCUUUCACGCCGAUACUCCAGAGUCCUAUCAUGCAAAACAAUGGCUGCAUUUCCAGGCAUCGGGACAGGGCCCGUAUUUCGGUCAGGCUGUGUGGUUCAAGAUUCAUCAUCGAGAACAGCUGCAAUCUGCUGUUGAUCGGUACAUCAAUGAGAUUCGGCGCGUUUCAGGUGUGCUGAAUGGCGUCUUGCAGGGCCGUGAGUACCUAGUGGGCGAUAAGUGCAGUUAUGCGGAUCUCGUUUUUAUUUCGUGGUUUGAGGUUGUCCCUUGGGCGGCGGGCGAUAGGGUUGAUCUGGAGAAAGAAUUUCCACAUGUGCAUGCAUGGCUGAGUAGGCUGAAGUCACGGCGUUCGGUCAUCGCUGGGCUGGGCGAGCAGUCUGAGGCGCCCAAGAAGCUGUGA
Messenger RNA from Penicillium concentricum, 654 nucleotides. RefSeq names its product glutathione S-transferase family protein. The record is from RefSeq and is a predicted model, not a curated record. Lineage: Eukaryota; Fungi; Ascomycota; Eurotiomycetes; Eurotiales; Aspergillaceae. The coding region runs from base 1 to 654 and encodes 217 amino acids. The transcript has a single exon.